AUGUCAGAAGUUGUUGAAACUCAGCAUCAAUUCAAAGGGGCUGCCUACUGGUACUGUGCCAACUUCGGCUUCGAACCAUUCGCCUACCGUGGAUUAGAAACAGGCAGCCGUCAAGUUGCUCAACAUGCUAUCAAGCAAAACAAAAUAAUCUUCGUCUUUGAAUCGGCACUUCUUCCCAAUAAUAAGGAAAUUGGUGAUCAUUUGGUGCGUCAUGGUGAUGGCGUCAAAGACGUCUGCUUCGAGGUUGAUGACGUCACCUCCAUAGUUGCACACGCAAAAAAGGCCAAUGCGAAAGUGGUCAAAGACGUGACAGAAGAAUCUGAUGAAUUUGGAUUCGAUCAAUACGGUGAGACCGUGCACACCUUAAUUGAACGGAAGAAUUAUCGAGGAUGCUUCCUGCCUGGGCUUCAACCCACACCCACAGGACAAAACCUUUUUCCAGUUGGUCUGAAUUUCAUUGAUCAUUGCGUUGGCAAUCAGCCAGAUCUCCAAAUGAACUCUGCUGUCGAAUGGUACGAAAAGGCGCUGUGUUUCCAUCGAUUUUGGUCUGUUGAUGACUCAAUGAUCCAUACUGAAUAUUCGGCUUUGCGAUCCAUCGUCGUCACCAACUACGAGGAAACAAUCAAAAUGCCAAUCAACGAGCCUGCUAUGGGCAAGAAAGCCGUAUCCCAAAUUCAGGAAUAUGUUGACUAUUAUGGAGGUGCUGGUGUACAGCAUAUUGCGCUGAACACGAGCAACAUCAUCCCAGCAAUCGAGGCGCUUCGAGCUCGAGGAGUCGAAUUUCUCACCAUCCCCAAAUCCUACUACGAGAAUUUGAGACGUCGUCUCAAUGACAGCAAGACCAAAGUGGCUGAGGACAUGGACCGUUUGCAAAAACUGCACAUUCUUGUCGAUUUUGACGAGAACGGGUACCUUUUACAAAUAUUUACCAAGCCAUGCGAGGACAGGCCGACACUCUUCAUUGAAAUCAUUCAACGGCAUAACCAUCAGGUACAGGGCUUUACUGAAGAUUCACUUAAUUUUUUCGUUUGCUAUUGA
Molecule: messenger RNA, 1038 nt
Organism: Cooperia oncophora
Lineage: Eukaryota; Metazoa; Nematoda; Chromadorea; Rhabditida; Trichostrongylidae
Source: the annotation of a GenBank genome assembly